Messenger RNA from Botrytis fragariae, 1893 nucleotides. RefSeq lists its product as uncharacterized. The record is from RefSeq and is a predicted model, not a curated record. Lineage: Eukaryota; Fungi; Ascomycota; Leotiomycetes; Helotiales; Sclerotiniaceae. The transcript is spliced from 4 exons. Bases 1 to 1893 code for a protein of 630 amino acids.
AUGGCUCCUAAAUGUAUAGGAUUCCACCAUGCCUACUUUCAAUCGGAGCCCACAACACUAAUUGGAGCAAAAACCAAGCCUUUUCUCUGCGAAGAAUCAUAUGCUGUACUGAGGAUGGAUGAUGAAACGAUGGACUGCAAUGAACAAGCGAAAGCGUGCAAAGUUUCUGAAAGAGACAAUUCCGGGAAUGUUACCUCGGAAAUGGCAUUCGAUCUUGACUCCAAAAUCAUGGGAAGCUUUAAGGAAGGCAUUGGCGGACGACCCGCUCUAUUUCUAAGUCUUAUAUUCAACCAAGGCAACAAUCACCCCUCAGAAUGUGUCGCAUUUGACAGCAGUCGAAAUGAUCGUGAGUGGAGUAUUGGUUAUGCAUGGGCAGCUUAUCGCCCGGAUUGCGUAAUCAUGCAUGGCAGAGAACACGGAGUUCUCACUGACUGGGACAAGAACGCCGCACAUAGAAAAGACAUCAUUGGCUUUCUGCGUGCACAUCUGAUCCCGAGAGCACAAAGCAAGACAGUGGAAAUCCUCCGUCGAAUAGUGGAGCAAUUAGUAGCGAACUAUGAUGGCAUGGAGCAAUUGGACAUCUGUACCAGGUUCCAAUUUCGCAUUCCAGCUAUUCAUGGAUUUUUCUCUGGAUAUGAAAUUGAACCUUAUGGUCCGCCACAGCGUUUCGAUAUCGAGAGGCCAUUGAGUAGCGCACGUGUGGCUCUAGAUAUCAAACUAGAUCAUAUUGAGCUCCUACAAAUGGAUCCCGCAUAUGCUAAACGAUGGCUAAAUCUUUUAGGAGACGGAAAGGUCAUUCGAGACCCGAGCUUUAACUUCAAGAAGCACCAUAUUCAGACAGGCGACCUUAUCAGGGAACUGAUGAUCAUGCGGAAUUGGAGAAAGUUGGUUUCCGAAAUAGAGAAGCUUAGAGGUGUGUAUUACUCGACUGCCAUCGAUGAUGUCACCAAAGCACUGUGUGAUUUGGAAGUAUCACUCUAUAACUGCAUGGAAGAUUCUUGCGCUGUAACGGGACAUGUUUUAAGCCAAAGACCUGGAUUUUUCAAAAGUAGCGUGAAAUAUUUUGAUGAAGACCCCCUGCAUUAUUGCCUAAGCAUGGUAACAGGAGCUCCUGAUGAGAAAUAUAGACUUAACAGGUCACUGAUGUUUCGGUAUCUCAAUGAUUAUUUCCAACAAGCCACUAAAGAACAACGCGCUCGAGUAGAAGAACCUCUCGCGAUGCUUUAUUCCGAUUGGGCUACAUUACAUGAAAUAGACACGAUGAUAAGUCGACAUGGACGACAUGAAGUACAGCCUCAACAAUAUAUGGAGGAAAAUGGAAGUGAAGACGCUGAGACAGAUACUGAAGAUUGGGACUCGAUAGAGAUGAAGCUUCAUAAUACUGAAGCUCUUAAAGAAUUUUCGAAGCUUCCACUCCCGAGCGGGAAAAAAGACGAAACGUGGAUCGCUUGCGACAUAAAUUCAAGGAUUGCCCUCUCCAAAAUGUGGAAAGGAACCCGAGACUUUUUCAGAGCGACAUUGGAACAUAAUGGGGUGAAGAACAAAGAUAUUGAGGAGAUAAAUGCUAUCUUUCUAGAUAUUGAUGCAGACCACGUAGCAAAUGCCAAGCUAAAGUAUGACAGCAUCAGAGCCAGAAUAGAGUCAGAUCUGCAAACGAAGAACAAAAAGGUAAAUAAUGUUACCGCGGAAGUUCAAACAAAGACCAAGAUACGAACGGUAGCUCCAAGGCAAACGGGCGAUACGGUACAAGCAGUAUCGGAUGUCUCAGCAAUCGAAGAAGUUGACGCAACGACGACCGAGCUGCAAAUCAAAGUCGAUAUAAAGACACUAGGCAUUUUCACCUCUAUGUACUCUGAUCCCGAUGGUGGCCAAGAUACUGGCACUGUCAGCUGA